AUGAGGAUCUGGGAGUAUGACCGCUUGGGGGGCAUCGCAUCCCACAAGUUCGACAAACAUAAAGACGCAUUUCGGUUUGUCUCGACAAUUCUGGGCUUUCUUUGGAAAGGCGAUGAGGACUUGGGCUUCGAUCCAACCAUCUAUAACGAUAAAGGCCGGCAUGUAAUCGACAUCCAACGUCAAAACCGGACAGAGCGCCUUAUUAUAGACCGAGUGAUCCGGCGCGCCGCGUGUGUAGUCGGUCGAGCAACCACUUGCUGGAAGGUCCAUCUGGAAUGCUCUCCCGAUCAACUUCUGGUUGUGAAAGACUCUCGGCAAUACACGGAGCGGGUGAACGAGGGUGAGCUGUUGCAGGAGACAACCGAGUUGGGGGUGGUCAACGUUGCUCGAUACUACCAUCACGAGACGGUGCAGGUGUCAGGCACCGAUGAUGAUAUUCGACACAAUGUUCGGAAAGGACUAGAUAUCACCACGGCGGACAAUCAUCGGUCUGGUCGGUCCUCGGACACACCGAGUCCCCGGACAAUGACCUGCCCCCAGGAAGGCCGCAGUAGCACCAGCAUCGUGGGCCGAAAGCGAUCCUCCAGUCCUGCCCGCCUCGCGCAUUCGUCUCGCAAGCGACAUCAAUCCAGAUCGGCAUCGCUAAGUUUGGUCCGGAGCGCCCAGUCCAACCGGAUUCACCGUCGAGUGGUGAUUAGGGAUUACGGCGAGCCGAUCUACAAGGCAAGUUCUCCUCCGGUCCUUCUGCGGGCCUACGUGGGCUGCAUCCAGGGUCACCAGUCGUUACGCAGUGAGGCUGGGCUACUCCAUCGGGAUAUCUCUGUCAACAAUAUGAGGGUCAAUGAGCAGAGCGACGCCCAGUGGCCGGGAUUCCUCAUUGACCUCGACCUUAGCGUGAAGGGGUCACGGGUCAAGGCUUCUGGUGCCCAAGGUAAGACGGGGACUCGAGCAUUCAUGGCGGUCGGGGCACUUCUGGGAGAGCAACACAGCUUUAUGCAUGACUUGCAGUCCUUUUUCUGCGUUCUGCUUCGGAUUUGCAUCCACUAUCACGGGCCGGGCCAUGGGAAUGUUGUGGAAGAAUUCGACUAG
Aspergillus brunneoviolaceus CBS 621.78 is the source of this 1089-nucleotide messenger RNA. Its product is annotated as protein kinase family protein. The coding region runs from base 1 to 1089 and encodes 362 amino acids. The transcript has a single exon. Lineage: Eukaryota; Fungi; Ascomycota; Eurotiomycetes; Eurotiales; Aspergillaceae. The record is from RefSeq and is a predicted model, not a curated record.